Molecule: messenger RNA, 1460 nt
Organism: Guyanagaster necrorhizus
Lineage: Eukaryota; Fungi; Basidiomycota; Agaricomycetes; Agaricales; Physalacriaceae
Product: MFS general substrate transporter
Exons: 11
Biological process (GO): transmembrane transport
Molecular function (GO): transmembrane transporter activity
Source: RefSeq, a predicted model, not a curated record
CUUCUGGAUGUCCUCAACGCCCACUUUCAGACAGUCUUCGGGAUAUCAAAGCUUCAGAGCACCAUGCUCCAAUUAGCAUACUUUGGUGCAUAUUUGGUCUACGCACCAAUUGCUAGUAUUUUCGUACGUUACUUCUUCCAUCUGUCCCCGUCGCUAAUCGAUUCGUUAUCUGGCAUGUAGAUGAGGCGAAAAGGCUACAAGGCCGGCAUACACAUGGGCCUAGGCCUUUACAGUCUCGGCGCCGUCUUCUUCUGGCCAUCUGCCGUUUAUGAAAAAUACGGUGGAUUCGUCGCAUGUACCUUCGUUAUUGGCUGCGGGCUCGCCACCCUCGAAGUCGCGGCCAACUCGUACAUCGCUGUGUUGGGAACACCGCGAUAUGCUGCUGCCAGGCUUAACCUGAGCCAGGGUUUCCAAGGCGUAGCGUCUUUUGCUGGACCGCUUAUUGCUUCGAGGUGGUUCUUCACUGGAGCGAACGCCACAACAUUAGACACUGUCCAAUGGGUAUAUCUUGCCGUCGCAGGCCUUGGUGUCGUUCUAAACAUCCUCUUCUACUUCUGCGAUCUACCUGAGAUCACCGAAGACGCCUUGUCCCAAGAAAUCCAUGAAGCCGGCAUUACUGUGGACGACCAGCCAUUUUGGAAACAAUGGCGGUGUAUCUUUGGAUUUGUAGCGCAGACCUGUUAUUGCGGGGCCCAAAUCGGCGUAGCGUCCUUUGUAGUGAACCUCUUAGUCGGUCAGAAUAUUGGGAUCAGCCAAUCCAAAGCCAGUCAAUUAUUCUCGUUCUGUCAGAUAACAUUCACUGUUGGACGGUUUGUGGGAGUUGCUAUUCUCAAUUUUGUGGACCCGGCAUUGUUAUUGACUUUCUACGCCGUAUGCUGUUGCGUAUUCUGCGGCUCCAUUGUGGGUUCACCUGGACAAGCGGCUGUUGGAUUUUUGUUUGCAUUGUUUUUCUUCGAAUCCAUUUGUUAUCCGUGCAUCUUCACAUUAGGAACGAAAAACCUGGGGAAACAUACCAAGAAAGGAUCAGGUCUAAUCGUCAUGGGAGUUGGAGGCGGCGCAUGGUACCCUCCUGCUCAAGGUGGUUUGGCGGACAGGGCUUAUACUCGCAGGUCGUACCUUGUCCCGCUAUCAGGUUAUCUGGUGGUAUUUCUUUACGCAGGAGGACUUGUCAUUUCCCAGACGGUGAAAGACGGUUUCCACUUCCGCAAUGUUGACCAGUUAGCUCAAAGACGGAUGGGUGCAUCAAACACAGACCCAUACACGAAAGAAGACGAAUCAAAUCAGAGGUCACAAGAUGGCAAGGAGAAGUCGGGUACCGCCCACAUUGAGGUAGUAUAGGCUUGUUAGACACAUUAAAGAUAGGCGUACAGUCCAUGGGUGUCAUGUCUUUGGAGGGGGCAAAUGAGUUAUGUUUAUGAUUACACAGCGGACGUUCGCGACCCUGUGAUACGGUCUACUAC